Asparagus officinalis (garden asparagus) is the source of this 1036-nucleotide messenger RNA. RefSeq lists its product as uncharacterized. The transcript is spliced from 3 exons. The record is from RefSeq and is a predicted model, not a curated record. Lineage: Eukaryota; Viridiplantae; Streptophyta; Magnoliopsida; Asparagales; Asparagaceae. Bases 220 to 684 code for a protein of 154 amino acids.
UUCCCUUUUUCGGCCUUAAAAAAAUUUCGAAAAAUAUCCUCCUUCCUCUACUUUCUCUAUAUAUUCUCACCUCGCUUCUCAGCCGUUGGAUUGAACGGAGAUCAGGAUUUAACGGUCUAGAUUUCGUUAGGGCUUUCCUGCUGGUUUUUGCUCGGUUUUGUUUGAGAAAACUCCAGAUCUGCUGGUUUUGAGCUUAGAUCUGCCAUCAAGUCUGUGCACAUGGAGACGGUGGUUCUGCCAUCGGCCGUUAACUUGGGCCUGCUAACCUGCGCCGCAGCCGAGGCCCCCUGGCCUCCGGUAUCCUCACCGCCCUCGCCACCGCUCACCUCCCAACAGCGGAUCCAUUUGGGUUUCCGACAUCGAUCAAACCUGAACAUGAAAAGGUUCAACAGAGCAAAAACAAUUCCCAGCCAGUGGAUGCUGAUGAUGAUGAAGAUGGGGAUGAAGAGGGGGGUGAUGAUGGAGACUAUGGGGAGGGUGAAGAGGAUGCAUCAGAGGAAGAAGGAGAAGGAUACGAAAAGCCUAACAAUACCAAUGGCAAAAAGGCGCCAGGUGGGGAUGCUGGUGGAGAAGAAAACGGAGAGGACGAGGAAGAGCCUGAAGACCAAGAGGAUGGCGAUGACGAUGACGACGACGACGAUGACGAUGAUGAUGAUGGAGGUGAUGAUGAGGAAGAAGUGGUAGAGGAGGAAGAGGAUCAGGAAAAUGAUGAGGAAGAAGAAGACGAGGAUGAUGAUGAGGAAGAGGCGCUCCCUCCACCAAAGAAGAGGAAGAAGUGAAGCCGUUGCAAUCCCCCUUUCAUGCUCUUUUCCAGACUUUCGAGCUUGCCGUCGUCUUUUAUCUAGAGUACCCUUGGGAUUGAUGACGGUUUUAUGUAGGAGUGUUGUUAUUUUCCAUGUACUAGAGAGAGAGAGAGAGAGAGGUUAUCAAACUCUGGAGACAAUGGCAUUGAGCCAGAGUGAUCAUUGUCUUGAUUCAGGGAAACAAUGUUAAAUUUAUACAGAGUUUGGUGAUAAUUUGGCGUUGGUUUUUUUUA